Lytechinus pictus (painted urchin) is the source of this 1297-nucleotide messenger RNA. Its product is annotated as adenosine receptor A1-like. Gene Ontology annotation, biological process: G protein-coupled receptor signaling pathway. The coding region runs from base 1 to 1209 and encodes 402 amino acids. The record is from RefSeq and is a predicted model, not a curated record. Gene Ontology annotation, molecular function: G protein-coupled receptor activity. NCBI's taxonomy places the organism in Eukaryota, Metazoa, Echinodermata, Echinoidea, Temnopleuroida, Toxopneustidae. The transcript has a single exon. Gene Ontology annotation, cellular component: plasma membrane.
AUGGAGAGUUAUUCUACACCGUCCAACGACAUCAUGAAUGGAACAAUGCUUCCUGAACAUGUCACUUCAACCGACAUCAAUGAUUACGGUGCCGACGUCGUCUGGGUUCUACCGGCUUACAUCGUCAUCAUGACCAAUGUCUCUAUCGCCAUCCAAAUCACUCUUCUCAUCGUGAUAUUUUUCGGAAAUUCUCUGGUCGUGAUCCUCGUCGCCAAGAACGAACAGCUGUGGACGAUGUCGAACUUUUUCGUAGUCAGUCUCGCGUUCGCCGACGUUCUCGUCUCGUUGUCGAUGAUCCCAGGGGUGUACCUAACCCUCAAUCCUACCUUUGCGAAUGGAGUGUACACGUGUCUGCUGGUGUGGUGUCCUAUCAUAUUUUCAACCAGUAUAUCGUGUCUUUCACUGACCAUGAUCACACUCGAUCGCUACAUCAAGGUCGCCCACCCCUACGUCUACCACUCCGUCGGCACGGAGCGCAGUGUCCUUAUCGCUAUCGUCAGCGUGUGGAUCUACAGCAUCCUCAUCGCCAUGGUGCUACCGUUCGCCGGCAUCCAUUCCCUUGUCCCCGGGCAAGUAUUCUGCUUCGAGUUCGGUGCCGUCUUCGAUGUCAUCCACCUCCAUUUCUUCCUCAUCGCCAACGGUAUCAUCCCCUUUAUCAUCAUGAUCGUCCUCUACUUUCAUCUCUUCAUCAUAGUCCUACAGAAGAUUAAGUCCGAUCGUCGCAUCAUGCCUCAGGUGGGUCAUCAGCAAGCAAAUCGACCACGCUCUGAGCUCAAGUCGAUCAAAACCCUCGUCAUCAUCCUCGGGUUCACUUGCAUCGCGUGGAUCCCAAGCAACGCGCUCGUGUUUAUUGAUCUCUACACGCCCCAGUACGCGCCCGGUCUCGUUCCCCGCACCAUCCUGAGCUGGCUCACAUACCUCAACAGCGCGGUCAAUCCGUUCAUCUACGCGCUGCGCAGUGAAACAUUCCGCGUCGCCGCGAAGAGAGCAUUCUCGAUUACGACCGAGACUUCGCUCGUCUGGUGGAUAAACAGCGUGCGAGGGAAUCCUUCGAGAGUGCACCCUCAGUCGGGGAACAACACGGCGCAGAGUAACGGGAGAGAAGACAUCCGCGAUGGGUCUGGUAGCGGCGAUGACACAAGCGGCUUCCCGUCAUCAAUGGCUGUUGAAUUACCCGAUAACAGCAAUCGAUUGGAUAUCUUGCCUUGAGCGAUCAUAUUUUUCCUUCAAUCGUUCUCUGUUCGCUCAAAUUCAUCGCCACCAAUCGAUUGGAUAUCCUGUCUUAAACGAUAUCAAA